This is a messenger RNA of Caenorhabditis remanei, 255 nucleotides long. RefSeq lists its product as uncharacterized. NCBI's taxonomy places the organism in Eukaryota, Metazoa, Nematoda, Chromadorea, Rhabditida, Rhabditidae. The transcript has 2 exons. The record is from RefSeq and is a predicted model, not a curated record. The coding region runs from base 1 to 255 and encodes 84 amino acids.
AUGAUGCUAUUUGUGGGUACACGUAUGAGUAUGCAAACAUUUGAGGUGCUACCGUGUGUCCUCACCGGACGUGGCGCAAGUGUGACAGUUGCAUUGGCACCCUGCUGCCGGCCAUCAAUCACCAUCAGUAAUGAGGUUCUUGAGUACGAUUUCUGUGUCGAUUGUCAAAAACGAACAAUCUUGGCUAAAUUUCCUAAACCAAUACCGAGAAUGUCGACCAAUCAUCAAUCAACUUCCACUGAACAAAAAAAAUAG